Molecule: messenger RNA, 920 nt
Organism: Gordionus sp. m RMFG-2023
Lineage: Eukaryota; Metazoa; Nematomorpha; Gordioida; Chordodea; Parachordodidae
Product: AP-1 complex subunit sigma-2-like
Exons: 5
Coding region: 131-658 (175 amino acids)
Biological process (GO): protein transport; vesicle-mediated transport
Cellular component (GO): intracellular membrane-bounded organelle; AP-1 adaptor complex
Molecular function (GO): clathrin-cargo adaptor activity
Source: RefSeq, a predicted model, not a curated record
CAAUAUAAAAAAAUUUUUUGGGAGUUUUUAUUUUCCUUCUUUUUUACAAUUUCACAUAAUUAUAAAUAUCAUUAUUUUUGAAAAGAAAAAAAAUUAAAAUAUAUUCAAUGAUUUCUCGUAUUCUCAAUUAAUGCUCAACUUUCUUAUAUUGUUCAGUCGCCAAGGAAAAUUGAGGUUACAAAAAUGGUACGAACCUCUUCAAGAUAAAGACAAGAAGAAAAUAUCCAGAGAGCUUAUAGCUAUUGUGCUUACCCGAAAACCAAAAAUGUGCAAUUUUCUGGAAUGGAAAGAAUAUAAAAUCGUUUAUAAAAGAUAUGCCAGUCUAUUCUUUUGUGCAGCGAUUGAUCCAGAAGAUAACGAAUUAAUUUGCUUGGAGGUCAUCCAUAGAUAUGUUGAAUUGCUCGAUAAAUAUUUUGGCAGUGUAUGCGAACUGGACAUAAUUUUUAAUUUUGAAAAGGCUUAUUUUAUGCUCGACGAAAUUAUAUUGGGAGGCGAACUACAAGAAAGCAGUAAAAAAAAUGUUUUAAAGGCUAUAGCAGCUCAGGAUCUUUUACAAGAGGGAAGCAUCGAUCCUUCUCAGUUGUCCAACAACUCAGAGAAGAUAAUGGAAUCCAUAAAUGGCAUAGAUUUAGAUCCUCGUAUAUUCCAAGCUUACUGAUUAAUAAACCGAAAUAAAUUAAAAUAAAUUUCAAAAAAAAAUAUUCGCUCUGAGAAGAAGAAAAUUUUUUUUAAGUAUAGCAAAUAAUAAUAGGAUUUAAAAGUAUAUAAUGAUAAUAAUGCAAUUUUCUUCUAGUCUAAUGUUCUAAAACAUUUAAACUUUUCAAUUAAUUUAUAUUUAUACACGUGGUAUAAGUAAUAUUUUCUAUAUUUAGAAUAUAAUUAUUAUAAAUAUGUUAUCAUAAAUGCACUUAAUUUUUCAA